Molecule: messenger RNA, 1608 nt
Organism: Spea bombifrons (plains spadefoot toad)
Lineage: Eukaryota; Metazoa; Chordata; Amphibia; Anura; Pelobatidae
Product: fibulin-7-like
Exons: 8
Coding region: 113-1294 (393 amino acids)
Molecular function (GO): calcium ion binding
Source: RefSeq, a predicted model, not a curated record
GGGACGGGUGCAGCGGGUAUCGUAGUCACAUCAGAUCAGGACGCGCACCAAGCGACAUCUCAGCCUCUGGCCGCCUGCGCUGCAGGGACUGCGUGUGAUUGGCUCGGGACACAUGGCGCGCGGAGCGGAUUGGGGUGCUCUCACAAUGCUGCAGACAUUACUCCUGCUGAGCCUCUCCCUUCAGCUGAUGGAUGUCGCUUUGGGUCAGGAGAGCUGUUUGGAGCAGAGAGAGGCUCUGAAAACCCUGCGGCAGCUUCAGAAACUUCUCACGGAGCACGAAACGUCCAACCAGCGGGGGCUGAAAACCCUGAACCGGAGACUCACUCGGCUGAGAGACCUCCUGACCAAAGGAGACCCCGCAGAGAGCUGUCCUCGUGUAAAGCCCCCCCGUCACGGGCGCAUACUGGGAGGCAAAACAAAAGCUGGGCAUGAGAUCCACGUCGCGUGUGACCCCGGCUUCCAGCUUCUGGGCUCCGAGACACGGACCUGCCUGGCCAACCGGACGUGGAGCGGGGAGCCGGCCGCCUGCGCAGAACCGUCUCCCGCAACAAACAGCUCUUCCCUUCGCCCAGCGAAAUGCUCCUCGCUCCCCGGUGGCCAGCGCUGUACCUGUGAUCCCGGCUACCUGAUCCAGCCCGGCGCCCUGUGCCAGGACGUGGAUGAAUGCAGUCUGUUCCAGAGCCGCCGGGCCGGUUCCAGAAUCUGCGUCCAUGAGUGUGUGAAUACCCCGGGCUCGUUCCGAUGCGUGUGUCCGCAGGGCUAUGUCCCGGAGCCGGAGCAGAAUAGCUGUAAAGACAUAGACGAGUGUCUGGCAGAGCAGCCUCCUUGCGCCGGGCCGGAGAAAUGCGUUAACCUGUUUGGGGGGUUUGUUUGUGUCGACCCGGAGUGCCCCAGACCCAGGCAGAACACAAGCUACAUCAAGACGUCGGCCCGAAAGUGCGAGCGGACCCCGUGUCCCAUGGGGAGCAGCAGCUGCACGGACGCCCCCCAUUCCAUCUCCUUCCACUACCUCGCGUUGCAGUCGCAGCUUCCCGUCCCGAGGGUCUUGUUCACCAUGAGCGCCCAGAAGUCGUCGGGCAGCAGCCAGCGCUUCUCCAUCGUCAGGGGCAGAAGUCAGCGGGGAUUACUGGUGCGGCCAGCCGGCGGCCACCGCGGGGAGCUGGUCCUGGAGCGCUCGCUCACUGGCCCCGCAGAGCUGCAGCUGGACGUGGAAAUGGCAGAGAUGUCCCCCCACGGAGUGCUGGGCAGACACGUCUUUUCUCUCACCAUCUUCGUAUCCCAAUACCCGUUCUGAGCGAAGCGGGCACGGCCCGCGGGGGGCCGAAGGUCCGAGUGCCCCCAGUUCCAGCUGGGCUUUGUACUCGUGCCCCGGGUAGGUUAAGGCGUUCGGGGGGCCCGGUAAGCGAUUUGGCUGAAUCCGUAGAACCGCAGUGAAGGAAUGCGUCUCGGCGUCGCAUUUCUGUGCUUAUUUGUUCUGCUUUGAAUAAACGGCUGGCAGCCUGGUAAAUAAACAUGUUUACUCUGUACAGACGCUGGGGCCGGCCUGGGGCCGACCUGUACGAUGUUUACAGGAAUCUCUGCUGCAGCAAAUCAUGAAGGUAACGAGUA